CGCGGCGACAACGAUCACUUUUCAAUUAUGCUGGCAACGACGACGACGACGAUCGAGCUGCCGCUGAGCUACUCUUCCUCGUCCUUGCUCUCCCCGGCGUCUGCGAUUCACGCCAAGAAGACCAUUAUGAACACCACCACCUUUGCCAGCAGCAACGCGUCGCAUGGCCGCUGCAAGUACAAGAGCGGCCGCUGCAUGAACGAGCGGACGAUCAAAGAGAACGGUGAGCCCCACACGCUCUGCGAAGAGCACCGCCUCUUGCACAAUAAGAACCAGCGCAAGUCGGACACCAAGCGCCGGCGACUCCGGCGCGCCCUCCGCAACGAGCCGCGCAUGGCGUCGCCCAUGCGCAGUGCGUCCAUGGACGACAGCGACGACGCGCUCUCGUCGAUUCUGUGCUCGUCGCCCGACGACGACGACGAGAGCGUCUGGUGGUCGCAACUGCCACCGAUGGCGCCGAUCACAUGGACGAGUCCGCCCGAGCCCUGGACGCCCGAAGAGCUGCACAUUCUGUCGGUGCUCCUCGACUUGCCGCUUGACCACCACCGCUUCAACGCUGUAUAAAUUAGAUCCGCCCCGCGAUACAUUAUUGAUGUUUAACCUAAGAACUCGUGCGUCUCUCUACUGU
This is a messenger RNA of Saprolegnia parasitica CBS 223.65, 628 nucleotides long. RefSeq lists its product as hypothetical. The record is from RefSeq and is a predicted model, not a curated record. Bases 28 to 564 code for a protein of 178 amino acids. NCBI's taxonomy places the organism in Eukaryota, Oomycota, Saprolegniomycetes, Saprolegniales, Saprolegniaceae. The transcript has a single exon.